GCAGGCAGGGAGCGAGCGAGCGAGCAAGCGGUCCGCCGGGCCAGGCGCGCUAGAGAAGCAGCAGAAGCGCCGGCCAAAGCCGCCGCCGCCGCCGCCGCCUCCGCCUCUGCUCCUGGUGCGGCCCGUGGGACGCACGCAGCCGUCCCUCUUCCCGGGAGCGGCGUCCCCUCCCUGCGCCCCUUCUUGCGCCCGCCGCGCAGAGACGAGCCGCCGGCCCGGCAGGAUGCCCGCGGACCUGAUGGAGAAAAGCUCCUCGUCUCCCGUGGCAGCCACCCCGGCCAGCGUCCACGCCACGCCGGACAAACCCCGCACCGCCUCCGACCACCGCAAGGUAAAGGCGCCGCCCGAGUCCGGCGGGAGGAGGUCAGGCGGGCUGGGGGGGGCGAAGAAGGGUCUCCUCCUUCCUUCCUUCCUUCCUUUCUCGGCGGGUUCCGGGGCUCCCCGGCUGGCCCUUUCUCUCCCUCCCUCGCAGUCGUCCAAGCCCAUCAUGGAGAAGCGGCGGCGGGCGCGCAUCAACGAGAGCCUGGCGCAGCUCAAGACCCUCAUCCUGGAUGCCCUCAAGAAGGACAGCUCUCGGCACUCCAAACUGGAGAAGGCAGACAUCUUAGAAAUGACGGUCAAGCAUCUGCGGAACCUGCAGCGGGCUCAGAUGACCGCUGCCCUGAAUACAGACCCCACCGUGUUAGGAAAAUACCGGGCUGGGUUCAACGAGUGCAUGAAUGAAGUGACGCGCUUCCUCUCCACCUGCGAGGGGGUGAACACCGAGGUGCGCACCCGCCUGCUUGGACACCUGGCUGGCUGCAUGAACCAGAUCAAUGCCAUGAACUACCCCAGCCCACAGCCUCCCUCACAGGUGGCAGCCCUGCAGCCACCAGCCUCGGGCGGUCCACAUGGGGCAUCUUUUGGGCAGCCUCUGGGGCAGAUCCCUGCCGGCUCAGCCCCCCCUGCUGGUAACGGGGCGCCUUGCAAGCUGAGCAGCCCUGCAGGAGAAGGCACCAAGGUGUAUGGGGGCUUCCAUCUGGUUCCGGCCUCCGAUGGGCAGUUUGCCUUCCUCAUCCCCAACGCGGCCUUUGCACCCCACAGCAAUGCGGUCAUCCCACUCUAUGCCCACGGGGGAGUAGGUUCGGGGCUCCCCCCUGCGGCUGCCGUCUCGCCUGGGUCCGGUGCGCCUUCGGUUCCUGCAGACUCAGUUUGGAGACCUUGGUGAGAGCGGGGGGAUUUGUGGCUACCUGCCUCUGGACCUGUGAAGCAGAACCUCUGGGGGCCCACCCAGUCCGUGAGCCCAUGCCUGGCACGGCCGGGUCUUGGGGGGCCUCUCCCUUCUUCUAGGGAGAAGGAGCCGGACCCUUCUCUGCCCCUCUGGGGUUAUACAGCCUGCAACGGUGCCUUCGUACCUACGGAUGGACGGACAGAGGAGCGGAUGGACGCUCUGCUCUUUGCUCCUCCCAGGGACCACCUGCGUGGAUGGGUCGGUGAAGCCUUGUUUUGACUGUCCAUUCGCGCGCCCCCCCCCACGCCCUGCCGCCUGGCCCUUUCUUAAGCAACGCCAAAGAUCUCUUCGUUUUUCAACAUAAAACCUUCCCUUCCAUUUUGGAAGUUCUUUGAAAGAAAUAAAAAAAGACUUCUAGUA
Molecule: messenger RNA, 1630 nt
Organism: Pogona vitticeps (central bearded dragon)
Lineage: Eukaryota; Metazoa; Chordata; Lepidosauria; Squamata; Agamidae
Source: RefSeq, a predicted model, not a curated record